Dinoponera quadriceps is the source of this 3444-nucleotide messenger RNA. It is a transcript of the gene Rilpl, whose product is annotated as RILP-like protein homolog. Gene Ontology annotation, cellular component: ciliary basal body; cytoplasm. The record is from RefSeq and is a predicted model, not a curated record. Gene Ontology annotation, biological process: cilium assembly. Gene Ontology annotation, molecular function: protein dimerization activity. Lineage: Eukaryota; Metazoa; Arthropoda; Insecta; Hymenoptera; Formicidae. The transcript has 6 exons. The coding region runs from base 553 to 1707 and encodes 384 amino acids.
ACAGUGGGAAUAAUUUCAAUCAUCUGCUCCGCUGCGACCUCGUUGUAUGCGAUUGGAUUUAAACAUGACGUUUUGAUGGAACUUGCUAUGAUAUCACCGAAGCGUGUUGCACCUUUCGAGCUGGUAUUCGAUUUAGAACGACAAGUGCAUGACGCAUAAUAAGGCUCGCCGCAUGUUCACGGAACAGGCUAUUAUUUUGACAAUUAUCGCCACACCUAAAUUACGCGUAUUAUUUACCAUAAAUUCCGGCGUACGUUUUAGCCACACGUCUAUGAAAGUACUCCUUCUUUAAUGUACGGUGUGUGUGUAUGUGUGAGGUGCACGAAGAUUCCGUGUAACUGGCAGUGACAUUUACGAAUUUCGUCUCGUACGUAUACACAGUUUUUUUUCUCUUCUUCUCACAGUGAAUCUUACAAAUACAAGCACACUCGGACCACCUUAGAAUCUGAAUUUAACUUGUACUCGAAAUUCCAGCGAGAAACACCCUCACGAGACUUCUUUUCCGCAGCGUUGAAUCUAUGCGUAGUGCGUGUUGCAUCAUAAGUUGUAUUCAUGCCUUUUUGUCUGAGAAAUAACGCUACUUGCAAAAUGGAAGAAUAUUCUGUUGCGUCCGAUGUGUCGGUGGUGGAUGUAUACGACAUCGCGUCGGAGAUAGGGAAGGAAUGUGAGAAACUGAUAGACCUGUUCGGAGUGGAAUCCGUGACCAAUCUUAUGCCAAAGGUGAUAAACUCUUUAGAAUUGCUUGAAAAUCUUGCUACCAAAAAUGAACGCGAGAAUACUAUGGUGCAAGAACUGAACGCCAAGAUCUCUCAGCUGGAGAGCGACAAGAUUGGGAAGGCAGAGGACAGGCAUCGUUUUGAAAAGGAACUGGAACAAAUCGAAGAACACUGGAGGCAAGAGUCCCGUGAUUUAGUAGCCAUGGUUACUAGAUUGCAAGAAGAAAAUAGACGAUUAGCUGAAUCCUUGCAAGAAUCGCGUAGUGAUACUUUCACAGCUAGUCAGGAAGUUGAUGUGGCUGUUUUGCAGCACUUGAGAUCCAUGAUAGACAAACAAAGAGAUCAGAUUCGUGCCAGAGACCGAGAAUUGUCGCAGAAGACUACAGAAAUUGAAAAUUUAACAGCGCAGGUGGAAAAGCUCAGUGUGGUCGGGCGAGAAUUGAAACGUAAACAACGACAAGCGCAGAUGCAAGCUCGGGGUUUAGUGGAAGAGAGGGCAGACUUUUUGGCUCAGUUGCAAGAUCAAAACCGGGAACUUAUAAAUCUACGAGCUCGGCUUGGCAUGGCUAAGAAAGAGAAUGAAGACUUAACUAAGUUGCAAGGCUGUCCAGACUUAACAAAUAAAGCGAUUUACGACUUGGAUGACCCCGAUAGACCAAGAUUUACAACUUCGGAACUGAAAGAGAUUUUGCACGAGCGAAAUGAAUUGAAAGCAAGAGUUUCGGAUCUGGAAGACGAGCUGGAGCUGUAUCGACCAAAGCCUGAAAUUCCAGAGGAUGACAAAGAUGCGCCCGUGCAAGGACCGCUUCCUUACGAGCCGGAUGAUGCACCUUGGAAGAAAUCUUCCGAGUCGGGCAUUCGUAAAUUUUUCCGAAAAAUAUUUUCCGAAUCCAGCAGCAGCUUCCUUGGUGGUAGUAGUCCCAGACGAAGUCUUUCUAGUCUCUCGAAGAUGGCUCUGUCUGGCAGCAGUACCUGUGAUACGUCUAUAUAAUGCUUUCUCAAAAGCACAUUGGAUAAUAUUAAGCAACUCACGGAUAUCGGAUGAAUAAAAACUUAUAAAUACGCUUUCUGUUCACGUAAUCACGUUAGGAUUGCUCUCGCGUAUUAUACACAUAUAUAUAUAUAUAUAUAUAUAUAUAUAUGAUUUUAACAUAGACAACCCCUAUAAGAGAGAGAUAGUCGAACAUCACUAAGACCUGGUUCAUAGUAGAUGUGCAUGCGACAUAAACGAACUGAGAGUAUUGAAUUUGUAUAAACCUAUAAAAGAACAGAAGGAAAUGACAUGCAUGUAUAUAUUUGUAUAGUUGUAAAGAAGGGCAAUGUGUAUUUAGCUGCACGAUCUUAGUACAUCACAUUCGUCAUUUUUUCUAUUUGAUACUAUCAGACACGUGAAUUUCAUUGAGAUUGAAGUAAUAUGUAGAAUACUCGUAAUGACGCAUGUAAGAGAGAUAGCAAUAUCGAAAUAGAAAGGGACUACAUUUCCUGAUUUCUUCCAAAAUUACUAAGUACGUGUAGUUUUAAAUGUGCAUUGGCGAGGUUCUAAAACGCGUUCAACAUGAACAGGUCUUGUUCUACGCAGACACCAAAGUAUCCGAUUCUUUCUUAUUGCCAGACCAAGGAUUUUUUAUUUUUUAUUUCAUCUAUUUCGAUAAUUUAUUUUAUUGUUCUUAACCAUUUUAACGAGUCAACAAUCUACCUUAGCUUUAUAAUCGAAUGUAAUUGUUAGAGUAAAUUCUAUGUAUUGAAAAGACCAUCGCGGCUCAGAUAGAGUUUAUCUUAUUUAUACAAUUUUUAAUGUAUCUUCAAUGUGUCAAAGUGCAUUUAUCAUCAUGAUUAAAGCAUACAAAUGUUCGGAAACUUGUAGUGCAUUUUUGUCUUUGCAUUUUAUACAUAGCUGUAAACAAUGGCAACUUAGAUUUCAUAAUACAUCUACAUGUAUUCUCUGUAUUCGAUCGUUCUACUUCGUUUAAAAUUCCGUAUUGGAACAAUAUGAGAUAUGUAAUGUAUUUCAGAAAAUCUGUGCCAUUUGUUACUAAGAUAUUAAGGUAAAUGUGGAUAUUUUACUUCACCGUUGCGAUUGUAAAUAUGUUCGCAAAGCAAGUCGAAAAUUAGUUAGCUAUAUAUUCAUUUCGAUAUGUGAUAUAUAUAUAUAUAUAUAUAUAUAUAUCAAUAUAUCUCUCUUUCUUUUUUUCUCCUGGAUAUGUAACAUUAUUAUUAACAAGUUGUCAUUUAGCAACAUCUAUAUCCAAACAAUUAAAUGAUAAUAAAAUGAAUAUAUCGCUAACUUAUAACGGUAAUUUAAAUUAAUGAGUAAUCAAAAGAUUUUCUGUAAAGUGGUACAUACAUCUAAUAAGAUGAAGAUUAUACAAAUUUGAGAAUACUUAGAGAAGAUUUGUCACAGGGAACUUGUCAUAUUAUAUCGAGAUUAGCUGUUUAUAAGUAUGAAAUAACUGUGUCACUUGUAGUGCCUAUUUUAAUAUAACUUGUCGACUUUUAAACAGUUUAGUGACAUUUUGCAAGAAUAAUACAAAAUGAGUUAAAGUAUGUAGAUUGAAUUAUAAUACGGAUUGUAACGAGACGAAAUAAUAAAUGUGAUUCAUAGCUAUUGGAAAAAUAGAAACUCUUCUGAUGCAUUUUGUAACGAAAUUCACAGAAUGUUAAAAUAAUAUUUGAUAUAUUUUAAAAGGUUAGUUAAUAAUUCGGUUAAAAAAAAAAUUUGUAUGACAUC